This is a messenger RNA of Arachis duranensis, 942 nucleotides long. Its product is annotated as lectin. The record is from RefSeq and is a predicted model, not a curated record. Gene Ontology annotation, molecular function: carbohydrate binding. The transcript has a single exon. Lineage: Eukaryota; Viridiplantae; Streptophyta; Magnoliopsida; Fabales; Fabaceae. The coding region runs from base 65 to 862 and encodes 265 amino acids.
AACUAGCUUCCUUGGGUAUUUAACAAAGAAAACUCAUCAUCAUUAUUAUUCUAUUUCCAUAACUAUGGCUAUCCCAAAGAAACACCACUCAUCUACUCUUCCACUUGUUCUCACCUUCAUAACAUUCUACUGUCUCAAUGUAGUGACCUCUGUAACCUACUCCACCACCUUUACCUACGAUCGGUUCGACUCCGACACCGACCUCCUCAUGCAAGGCAACGCGGUCUUUUCCCCCAACUUCGCCUUGGAACUCACCAAAGAACGGAACGGUAUCCCCCAAUCCGGCAGCGUCGGUCGUACGUUCUCCACCUUUCCGAUAGUUUUACACAUGUCCGGAAAGGUGGCCACCAUUUCCACUUCAUUUGUCUUGAAUAUCUCUCAACCUAACUCCACCGCUACUCCCGCCGAUGGCAUCACCUUCUUCAUCGCUCCCAUCUCUGACCUACCACCGCGCUCCGGCGGGGGGUUUCUCGGACUCUUCAGCAAUCAAACCAAUUCUUCAUCAACCACUUCAAUUGUCGCAGUCGAAUUUGAUACAUACCCUAAUCUUGAUAUUGGGGAUCCAAACUAUAGACACAUUGGAAUUAACGUUAAUUCCAUCAAAUCCUCCGCUACUUCUCGGUGGAAUUUUCAAAGUGGAGAACCAUUGAAUGUAACAAUAACCUAUGAUCCUUCACUUAAAAGGCUAAGGGUUGUUGCUUCUUACCCUAAUGGAAACAAUCACGUUGAUGUAGCUUAUCGCAUUAAUUUUGGAAGUGUUCUUCCUGAACAGGUUUAUGCAGGUUUCUCUGGUUCAACCGGAAAAUAUGCAGAAGUGAACCACGUCAAUUCUUGGAGUUUCAAUUCAACCUUAGUUGUGUAAUAGCUGGGAUCCUUUUUUCCAUACAUGAUUCAAUGUUUGACCCGCAACAAUGAUAAUAAUUAAUAAGUACGUUGAGUGCA